Messenger RNA from Volvox carteri f. nagariensis, 276 nucleotides. RefSeq lists its product as uncharacterized. Gene Ontology annotation, cellular component: mitochondrial inner membrane. The annotation marks the transcript as partial. The transcript has a single exon. Gene Ontology annotation, biological process: mitochondrial respiratory chain complex I assembly. The record is from RefSeq and is a predicted model, not a curated record. NCBI's taxonomy places the organism in Eukaryota, Viridiplantae, Chlorophyta, Chlorophyceae, Chlamydomonadales, Volvocaceae.
GGCUCCGUCAUCGUAAGCCACGACCUGUACCUCAUGUGGCGGCCCCGCCGCCUUUCCGAGGUCACCCCCGACAGCCUGGGUAUUCUGGAGCUGCUCAAACCCGCACCCGAGGUGCUGGUGCUGGGCACGGGAGCGCAGGCGGAGCCGCUGCCUCCGGCACUGCGCGACUACCUAGGCCGCAUCGGCGUGCGACUGGAGCUGCUGGACAGCCGCAACGCCACGGGGUACUUCAAUGUGCUUAACGAUGAGGGACGGGCUGUGGUGGGGGCGCUGCUG